UUGGUUUUUCUUUUUUUACUUUAUAUUGUUGCUAUCUUUUACUAUGGUCCAUUCAUAAAUAGUACUAUAAGAGACUCAUCCUUUCGUACUCCAAGUAGAAUUCACAGACAUACAUUCUCUAGUCUACUAACUCACUCACUCGCAGUGAUGGCUGAGUCUGAUUGGCCAAAGAAAGAUAACCGUCGAUUCCUUCAUGUCGUAUAUCGUGUUGGUGACCUUGAACGAGCCAUCAAGUUUUAUACUGAGAGUCUUGGGUUUAAGCUUUUGAGGCAAAGAGAUGUUCCAGCAGAGAAAUACUCCAAUGCUUUUGUUGGAUUUGGCCAUGAAACAUCCUAUUUUGCUAUUGAAUUGACCUAUAAUUAUGGAGUGACUUCAUAUGAUAUUGGAGAUGGCUUUGGACAUUUUGGAAUUGCAACUAAAGAUGUUUACAAAUCGGUUGAGGAAAUUCGGGCCAAAGGUGGAAACAUCACUAGGGAGCCUGGUCCAGUUGAGGGCGGAACAACUGUUAUCGCCUUUGUGAAGGAUCCUGAUGGCUACACUUUUGCACUCAUCCAAAGAUCUGUAAUUCAUGACCCGUUUAUUCAAAUAUCGCUUCGUAUUGGUGAUUUAGAACGUGGCAUAAAGUUUUAUGAAAAGGCUUUGGGCUUCAAGGUGCUGAGGAAGGUUGAUAAUCCUGAAAAGAAGUACACUAUUGCUAUACUUGGGUAUGGAGAGGAGGACGAGACAACUGCGUUGGAGUUGACAUACAAUUAUGGUGUCAAGGAAUACUCCAAGGGAACUGGUUAUGCACAGAUUGCAAUUGGUACCGAUGAUGUAUACAAGAGCGCUGAAGUAAUCGACCUAGUCGCACAAGAGGUUGGAGGGAAGAUCACUACAAAACCAGGGCCAGUUUCUGGCAUUGGCACGAAAGUUGUUGGCUUUUUAGACCCAGAUGGAUGGAAAACUGUGUUGGUUGACAAUGAAGAUUUCCUGAAGGAACUGGAGUGAAGAGUGAUCUAACAAGAAAUAAAGUAGCAGUCCUAGGUAGUGGCACUAGGGUAGUGGUUAUGUAUGAAUAAAUAGUACUUUAGCUAUAUUGAUCAGUGAUCAUAUUACGUUUAUCAGUGUGUUUAGUUUCAUAUGGUUCUGUAAUCUAUUUUAAUGCACACUUAAUAUCCCUUUUGUAUGCUAUCUACUACUAUUAAUCUUCUGAUUUAUGAUUUGUCA
Molecule: messenger RNA, 1206 nt
Organism: Trifolium pratense (red clover)
Lineage: Eukaryota; Viridiplantae; Streptophyta; Magnoliopsida; Fabales; Fabaceae
Product: lactoylglutathione lyase GLX1
Exons: 9
Coding region: 148-987 (279 amino acids)
Cellular component (GO): cytoplasm
Molecular function (GO): lactoylglutathione lyase activity; metal ion binding
Source: RefSeq, a predicted model, not a curated record